ACGUGGAACAGCGCCUCCCAUUCAUUGGGAGGUGCGGCGGGGCGGGCGGGCCCGCGCAGAACAUCUAAAGCGGCCGCGGCGAGCGGGGGGUCGCGGCUGCGCUGCCUCGCCGCUUGCCCGAGCCCGCGGCUGGGCCCAAACAGGAAGAUGGAGUGUCAAAAAAUUACCAAUUUUGGGAGCCAGCUUCUUCGUCGGAAAAAUGUGGACUGCUCUCGAGAAGACAGUCGCCUCUCGCGAUGCCUUAACACGUUUGACUUGGUGGCUCUGGGUGUAGGCAGCACUUUGGGUGCAGGUGUCUAUGUACUGGCUGGAGCUGUGGCACGGGAAAACGCAGGACCUGCCAUCGUUAUCUCCUUCUUGAUUGCUGCCUUGGCUUCGGUGCUGGCCGGACUCUGCUACGGAGAAUUCGGUGCUCGAGUUCCUAAGACGGCAGCUUAUCUCUACAGCUACGUGACUGUGGGUGAGCUGUGGGCCUUCAUCACAGGCUGGAAUCUAAUCCUCUCCUAUGUUAUUGGAACCUCGAGUGUGGCCAGAGCCUGGAGCGCGACGUUUGAUGAAAUCAUAGGGCAGCACAUUGAAAAAUUUUGUAAAAAAUACAUGACAAUGGAUGCUCCUGGAGUGCUAGCAAAAUACCCAGACAUCUUUGCUGUGGUGAUAAUCAUCAUCCUAACAGGGCUUUUAGCUUUUGGUGUGAAAGAAUCUGCCCUGGUGAACAAAGUGUUCACCUGCAUCAAUGUCCUUGUCCUUGGAUUUGUCGUCAUCUCCGGCUUUGUGAAAGGAUCUGUUAAAAACUGGAACCUGACUGAAGAGGACAUUUACAACACCAGCCAUAGCAUUUUCAAAGACAAUCAAACACAGGAAGAAAAGCUCUACGGUGUUGGAGGGUUUAUGCCCUAUGGAUGGAAAGGAGUCCUCUCAGGGGCAGCCACGUGUUUUUAUGCUUUUGUGGGAUUUGACUGUAUUGCUACCACAGGUGAGGAGGUAAAAAACCCUCAGAAGGCCAUUCCUAUUGGCAUUGUGGCAUCUCUUCUCAUCUGCUUUGUGGCUUAUUUUGGUGUGUCAGCUGCCCUGACGCUCAUGAUGCCUUACUACCAGCUGGAUACCAAUAGCCCUUUACCCAAUGCCUUUAAAUACGUGGGUUGGGAUGGAGCCAAUUAUGCAGUAGCUGUCGGUUCCUUGUGUGCACUUUCUACAAGUCUCCUUGGCUCCAUGUUUCCGAUGCCUCGAAUAAUUUACGCUAUGGCAGAAGAUGGACUUCUCUUUAAAUUUUUGGCUAAAGUCAACGAGAAGAGAAAAACUCCCUUAAUUGCAACAGUGACCUCAGGAGCUACUGCAGCUGUUAUGGCCUUUCUCUUUGACUUGAAAGACCUUGUUGACCUCAUGUCCAUCGGGACCCUCCUGGCUUACUCCUUGGUAGCAGCCUGUGUGUUGGUACUGAGGUACCAGCCAGAGCAGCCUAAUUUGGCAUACCAGAUGGCAAGGUCGACAGAGGAGACAGAUAACAACGAGUCUGUGAGCACCAGUGAGUCACAGACUGGGUUUCUGCCAGAGGAAGAGGAGAAGUUUUCCCUCAAAGCUGUACUGUGUUCCACAGACUCAGAUCCUUCCAAAUUAUCAGGGUUGGUGGUGAGCGUCUCAACCUUCAUCUUAGGUUUCCUUAUUGUGGGUAUCUGUAUCCUGACUUCCUUUGAGCCAAACUUUCUGAUAAACAUGGUACAGAUUAUUGCCGCCAUCCUUGUUGUCAUGAUCAUCUUCAUUAUAUGGAAACAGCCUGAAAGCAAGACCAAACUCUCCUUUAAGGUACCUUUUUUGCCCUUUCUUCCUGUUGGGAGUAUUUUUGUGAAUGUUUACCUCAUGAUGCAGCUAGAUGCAGGCACGUGGAUUCGGUUUACAAUCUGGAUGCUCCUAGGCUUUAUCAUCUACUUUACCUAUGGAAUAUGGCACAGUGUGGAAGCCAGCUAUGCAGCCUCAGCAGAAGCGGAGAGAAACACAGACACUGGCUCAGACAGCUGUAAAUGACUGUUUGGCUUACGGGCGACUGAAAGAAUGGCUGCAGUGGAAGAAACUUUGUGGUGGGGAUCCUGAACCAGAUUACACCUGUAAUCAGUUAUGCAGAAAUAAGGAAGCAGAAUGCAGGCCUCCCCAACUUGGUUACUGCAGCUUGCAGUUUGUUUAGCAGCACAGUUAAAAGGGACCACAAGAUGAAAAGACACAACUCUGGCAUAUUCCCAGUAGCACUGGCAGCUCAUCUGGGUGCUUCCCUCUCUCCAGUUUUGUUUUUUUUCCCAGUGUGUAGGAAGAGAAGUGCUUCUGUGUGCAACUGCUGCUAUGAAACCAGGCCUCACAAAUGUCUUUCUUUCAGUAGCCCUGGAAUUACCUCCCGACAGAUAUUCUACUCAAUUUUACAUGGAGCAGGUUUUGCAGUACUAUUGUCAGGCAUAGACCAGGACCCAUCCUUCACUCUAUGUGAGCUGUACCCUCUGUGUAUGCACACACACAAAAAAAAGGUUCUCACCAAUUACUAGAUUUCCCCAGGUUAACAAUGCACCUGCAAGAUGGCAAUCUUUAAAAUAUCAGGUCUUACCUUUUUUGUUUUUAUUUAACUGGGUUUUUUAGCUACGUGCUCACAUUCUUUUAAGCAUGUCACUGCUGUGAAAUGUUGGGAAGGAUUGUGGUUGCUGAUUGUCAGGUGAGCGAUCGCUCAGCAGCACACAGGUAACACCAGCAGGUGUUUCUCCCGACUGUACACUCCACAGAGGAAUUGCCAGCUUUAGUCAGGAAACCACAUGGUGCAAGUACUGCAAAGGCUUGAAAACAACGGGUGUCUCCAAAGAGCAGUCCUGCCUCUUUGCUGCAGAAAUCACCAGUGGUGUGGCUGUAGUGGUGGGGGUGGCCAGCAGAACUGAGCUAGCGCUGACAGCAAGUGCAGCCCUUUGUUCCUCGCCCCACAUCAAUCUUCUGUGCUGGCUGCCUGGCAUUAGCAACUUUGGUUUGGCAUUGGUGGGUGGAGCACAUUCCUGCCCUGGGAGGGGAAGCACAGGAGACUCCUCAGAGGCAUGAAGUUCUGACAUGAGCGAUGCCUGGUGUCAGCCACCUGCCCAGGGGAGGCUGUGGGGGCGUGCAGGGACUUCUCAGUCCUGCCAAAGUGUGCAGCCCAGAAAACACCCUUAAGCUCUAGGGUCUGACUUGCUGAGGGGAGCUUUCCCUUUGGGGCUGGACAUCCUCUCCAGAGCCUGCCUGUAGUGAAAGGUGGGAAAUUUGGGGUUGAGACCAGGGUCUGUAUUUGAUUGGCAAUGCCUUGGUUUUGGCUGUAAGAUGAUUUUGUUUUAAUUCUCUCUAAUAGCUUUCCCUAGCCAAAUUAAUCCACUACCCUAAAAAGGCUUAUUAAAGCACCUUGAAGGUGAGCCAUGCCCAAGUAAUGCCACUGAUCUAAAUUUACACUUCAGCUUGUAUUGAAAAACAAAUCAUAGAAUUUUGGAACAGUUUGGGUUGGAAAGGGACCUUUGAAGAUCAUCUGGUCCAGCUUACCUGACAUCAGCAGGGACAUCUUUAACUAGAUCAGGUUGCUCAAAACCCUGUCCAACCUGCUCUCAAACACUUCUGGGUUGGAGCUUCCCAGAUAGAUACUGCAGAAAUCCCCUUUCCCGAUGUGAGCAGAUGCUUUCCUAGGUGUCCUUCAUACUACUGCCUCUGAACACUGGACAAUCUUUAAUUGGUAUGUCAGCAUGGCCCUUGCUGAUGAAGUGACAGGCUCUUGCAUCUGUCCUUGAGUUGGAGAACUGAACAGACCCCUGCAUGACUUGCCCAGGAUCUCACCAGGCAUCUGAUGCAGCAGAAAAGGGAAUGAGACCAUCCUGGAUUUCAUGGCUGGAUUGUGGAUAAUUUCUCAUGUUUCCAAGAGACUUUAUAGCCUUUUUGCCCAUUGAAAUGUUUGCAUCCUUUAAUUCUAGUACAUUGGGAGGCUUUUAUUGACAGGACUGCAAUUUGAGGAAGUGAAGGCAUUGUGUUUAUUGCCUCCUAGGUGCACUUCAGGGUGUGUUAUGAGUGCAGCUUCCCCCACAGAAUGAAGUUGGGAUCUGCUCCAGUCACUGGGUCUUGAACAUCUGCCAAGGCUUUGCUCCUUGUGCGUAUACAAAGUCUUACUCAAGCAGGGAGAGAUUAAUAUAGAAAUUAAAAGCCACUAAGUUGAAGUCUAUUUUGUUUAAACACAGGCAAGCUCAACACACUCCAGAGCCUCCCAAAAGCCACUGAAAGUGUGGUGGGUGGGCAACAAGAUGAAAACUCAGACAGAAUCAAAGUUUUGUAUUGUACUAAAAAUAUAAGGAUGUUUUUCCUACCUGGCUACCAGCUUCUGUUCAGUGAAAACAUGAAGCUUGUGUCCUUACCAAAGCUUCAUCUGUGCUGAGCAAGCCAAGGGCCUGGUGAAAAAUCUUUCAGGAGGAUGUUGUCAGGCACAUUGCCGAGGUGGGGUAUGACCUGGUCCCUUUUUAAUCUUGUGGCAAAGCCUGAGCAGCUCUGUGGCUCUCAGCAGGAGGGCAGGGGAUGGGGUGUUGAAACUAGUGAACUGAAACAUUGGGGAGUUCAGGUGUUUGCUGAUGAGCCUGAACCACUGGCAGAAAUGUUCCUCUUAUCAUGUUCUGCAGCAUGACCCUUUAAUGGAAACAUUGCAGACCACAAUCACUGUUCUGGCAGCCCCAGUCAUAUUGGAAGCAUCCUAGAAAAUGAGUCCGUGGAAACUCCUAGCAUGUGAGGCACUGUCAGGUAAGGCAGCUGACCAGCCCUGCUGCCAGGAAGCUAAUGGCUAGCUUCUGUCUUUACCUGAAUGGGGUAACCCUCUAAUGGGCUUUUGCUUUGUUUCCCAUUCAUCCCAGUUCCUGUGUGCACAGAAAACACGGCAGCACGUGCUGGUUUGUAUCCGUCAGCCCACAGGUGCACUGGCGCACGGAUUUAUUAUCAGGAAUAUAUUACACUUAUCUGUACAUCAUAAUUGAAAUAAUACAAACUCUUCCUGUAAUCAUUAGCCACAUAAUAAACGGGACCACAGAACUCCUGCUGCAUGGGAAACUGUACAGAGGCUCCUCAGAGUGUCCAUGGGACACAACCACCAUCAGUGCAGAGACAAAAUACCUGAUUUUGCACUUGAUCGUUUUUCCUUUCCUCCCCCCACCUGCCACCACCACAAGCCUUUGCUGCUAUGCAUCAAGUGAGUCAACCCGUCUGUGCCAGCAGUCACUGGAGGUGCAGUCCCAGUAGGGACCAAUGGUACCUUCCCACAAUAAAAGGAGUUUUCCAUGCCCCGCUCUCUGCUUGCUCUCCUGCCAUCCCAUGGCUGAUACCUGCUCCCAGUGCCCCUCUCUGGAACCCCUUGGGAGCAGCUGUAAGCUGGUUUUAUUGCUGCUACACCCUGCUGCAUUGAGUAAAGAUUAACGAAAUUAAACAGCUUCCUUAAAAACAGAGAUGAUGAAACUCUUUCUGCUUAACGCUGGCUACAUUCCCUCUGCUGCCAAAGGCCAUCCUAUUUCCAAAUGGGAAAGUUCCCACUGUGGCCAUGGCAUUUGGGAAGUUUCCAGCCCUGCAAAAGCAAUCACUUCCCCUCCCCAGCUUGGCCCUGGACCUCGGGAUCUUCAUUCCCUGGGAAUGGCUGCCCCAUUCAGAGGCUGCUCCCUUCUUCCCACUGUCCGAGUGACCUGAGCUUUUCUUUUGCACCUACUUCAGCAUGCAGAGGCAAAGAAAGACAUGACAGAGGAAAAGUAUAAAAAAGGAAUAACCUUUUUUGGGGAAAAAAGUCUGUUUCUGGGCUUGCACUAGAAGGAGCCACUCUUCACACCCCCCACAGGGACAGGUCGCUGGGUCCCUCUGGUUAGGCAGAACUUCCUGCAGUUUUGCUAUUGAUUGGGCAGGCCCCAGAGGGUGUGCCAAGGAAGAAUCCAGUGAGAGGCAGGAUUGGGAGGCAAAAAUGAGAUGGGAAAGUGAUUUGCAAUGAUAACAAAUUAUGAUGGAGCUGGGUUCAGUCCCAGUUUUCCCACCAUAAAAGCCCCACUCCCAAUUCACUGCUGGAAGCAUCUCUUGAAUAUGAUUUUAAACCAACAAAGUGAUAAGGAAAGCACCAGAUAUAAAGGGGAAAGAUUAAUAAAUUACAACAUGUUCAGCCAGCCUGUCCUGGGCCAAUAGUAUGCUUAGGUGCAUUUAACUCUGUGAGUAGCAUCAAGAUAACAACUAUAGUUGUUUCAUCUCAACCAUUUUUACAAAGUAUAAGAAGGAGAAUCCUAGGAACUACCAACAAGCCACUCUAAUCUGAAGGCCCCCUGCAAUGGUGUGACUGUGUUGGUGAGUGAGGGAUGAGCAACUGAUGUCAUUUACUUGGACUCUGCAGGGCCUUUGACAUGGUCCCACAGAGCAUCCUAAACUGGGGAGAUACAGCUUUGAUGGAUGGAAGCUGGAUAUGGAAUUGGCUGGAUGGUUGCAUCCGGAGCAGCUCAAUGUCCAAACGGCCAUCAGUGAGAAGUGGUGCCCCUCUGGGGUCCAUAUUGGGACCAAUAUUUAAGAUAUUACUGUGUAAUAGCUUAAAUGACUCAGACAGUGGGAUCAGGUGCAUCCACAGCAAGUCUGUGGAUUGACACCAAGGUGAGUGGUUCACUUGGUACACUGGAAGGAAGGAAUGCCAUCCAGGGGGAUCUGGACAGGCUUGAGAGGUGGGGCCAUGUGAACAUCACGAGGCUGAAUAAGACCAAGUGCAAGGUCCUGCACCUAGGAUGGGGCAACCCUUGGUAUGAAUACAGGCUCGAGUAUAAAGAGAUUGAAAACAGCCCUGCUGAGAAGGACUUGGGAAUACAGGUGGAUGAGGGGCUGGACAUGAACCAACAGUUGGUGCUCGAAGUCCAGAAAGUCACUUGUAUCCUGGGCUGCAUCCAAAGCAGCGUGGCCAGCAGGGCAAGGGGGGGAUUCUGCCUUUCGACUCUGCUCUUGUGAGACCCAGCCUGGAGUGCUGCAUCCAGCUCUAGGGAUAAGAAGGACAUGGACAUCUUGGAGUGAGUCUAAGAGGAGUGCCACAAAGAUCUUAGAGGGCUGGAGCACCUCUUCUAUGGAGACAGGCUGAGGCACUUGCAGUUGUUCAGCCUGGAGAAGAGAAGACUUAGGGAGAUCUUUUAGCAGCCUUCCAGAACAGAACCUCAAGGGGGCCUAUAAGAAAAAUGGAGAGAGACUUUUUACCAGGGCCUGUAGUGAUAGGACAAUGGACAACAGUUUUAAACUGGAAGAGGAUAGGUUUAGAUUGGACAUAAGGAAUAGAAUUUUUACAAUGAGAGUGGUAGGAAUAGGUUGCCCAGAGAAGUUAUGGAUACCCCAUUCCUAGAAGUGUUCUAGGCUAGGCUGGAUGAAGCUCUGAGCAACCUGGUCUAGUGGAAAGAGUCCCUGCCCAUGGCAGUGGGGGCUGGACUAGAUAGUCUUGAAGUUCCCUUCUAACACAAAUCACCCUCUGAGUCUGUGAUCUCACUGUCUCAGAAUUCUGUUGGUGGAAUGAAAGAUGACAAUGCUGUAGGUGUUGCAAAUAGCUGUGCAGUUAGCAAAUAUCAAAAUGAUUAAAGUCGUACUUGGCAAGAAGGGGCUUUGUGUGCAUGUGCGUGCUAGGUAUCUAUCUUUUGGGUUGCACUUGCUGGACACACUAAAAUCUAGCAAUGCAUUUUAACAGCAGCAGCUGGUGUGGCAUGAUCUAUUCUAAGAAGAUGCUCAGUUUACUCAGUAUCACAGUACCAUGCAAAACCUGCUACAAAAAUAAAUUUCUCUAAAAAGGAGGGAAAAAAA
Serinus canaria (Common canary) is the source of this 7800-nucleotide messenger RNA. It is a transcript of the gene SLC7A1, whose product is annotated as solute carrier family 7 member 1. NCBI's taxonomy places the organism in Eukaryota, Metazoa, Chordata, Aves, Passeriformes, Fringillidae. Gene Ontology annotation, molecular function: amino acid transmembrane transporter activity. The record is from RefSeq and is a predicted model, not a curated record. Gene Ontology annotation, biological process: amino acid transport; transmembrane transport. Gene Ontology annotation, cellular component: plasma membrane.